Messenger RNA from Tripterygium wilfordii, 2814 nucleotides. Its product is annotated as phosphatidylinositol 4-kinase gamma 7-like. NCBI's taxonomy places the organism in Eukaryota, Viridiplantae, Streptophyta, Magnoliopsida, Celastrales, Celastraceae. The transcript has 2 exons. The record is from RefSeq and is a predicted model, not a curated record. Bases 508 to 2436 code for a protein of 642 amino acids.
AGAGGAGGGAGAGGGAGGAAAUUUACAGAGCGAGAUAACAAACAAAGAGCGAGUAAGAGAGAAAAGAGAGGGGGUUUUUCACUGAGUCGACUCGGACGUCUUGUUUUUCUUCUUGGACUCGGCACGCUGAACCUACCCUCCCUCCGAUUCUUCGUUAUCUUCGGAGGUUUUAAUCAAUCGAUUCGUUCGAUUUGUUUGUCUCAGAUCUCGCAAUCUGAUUCUCGAUUGCGCAUAUUUCAGCAUCUUGUGAUGGGGAGCUUAACGUUGCAUUGAGCUUCGUCUUUUCCCGUCUCUGCUUUCCAUUCUUUAAUUUCUUGUUGCUGACCUGUGAUGGGGAUUGAUCGCCAGCUUAUCGAUUAAUGACAGUUUUGAUUUCGUACUCCUUGCUCAAUCAAUUCCAGUCGGCGUUGGAGUUUGGCGUAUUUUUGGCUGGGAAGAAGUUUUCUUCCUCCAACAUCGCCUUCGCUCUUGCCAGACUCGGAGACGAUCAAUAUCUUGUUUUGUUUCAUGUCUCGUAAUCCAGACAGCCCAGUUCAGACCCAGAUGGCAGUGGCAGUGUUUAAGAGUCGGCUUGGCGGGGAAUACCAUGGGAACCAUAGAGUGGAAGGUAAACAACCUGCUGGGAGAAGACGUGUUUUUGUGCAGACGGAAACUGGUUGUGUCAUGGGGAUGGAGUUGGACCGUGGUGACAAUGCUCAUACUGUGAAAAGAAGGUUGCAGCUUGCCCUAAAUGUCCCCACGGAUGAGAGCUCGUUGACUUUUGGUGAUAUGGUGUUGAAGAAUGAUCUAAGUGCUGUUCGGAAUGAUUCUCCUUUACUUUUAACACGCAACUACAUGCACAGGAGUUCCUCUACCCCUUGUCUUUCACCUACUGGAAGGGAUAUCCAACAGAGAGAUUGGAGUGGCCCUAUUGAGAUUUUAGGGCGGUCAGAUCGCUUUGCUGAAACAAAACAACUGGUCAAGGACAUUGCGAAGGCAAUUAAGAUGGGUGUUGAUCCUGUUCUUGUUCAGGGUGGCCUUGGAGGUGCAUACUAUUUCAGAAAUACCAGAGGUGAGAGUGUUGCGAUUGUGAAGCCGACGGAUGAAGAACCUUUUGCGCCAAACAACCCUAAAGGCUUUGUGGGUAAAGCUCUUGGCCAACCAGGUUUGAAACGGUCAGUACGUGUUGGGGAGACGGGGUUCAGAGAAGUUGCAGCUUACCUUUUGGAUUAUGAUCACUUUGCGAAUGUGCCUCCAACUGCCCUGGUGAAGAUCACUCACUCAAUUUUCAAUGUCAAUGAUGGCGUGAAUGGGAACAAGCCUCAAGGAAAGAAGCAGGUUAGCAAGAUUGCUUCUUUUCAACAGUUCAUUCCGCAUGAUUUCGAUGCCAGUGAUCACGGGACAUCAAGCUUCCCUGUUUCUGCUGUGCACCGCAUAGGUAUAUUAGAUAUUAGGACACUAAACACAGACAGACAUGCUGGAAACCUUCUAGUGAGAAAACUUGAUGGCGUGGGAAGGUUUGGCCAAGUGGAGCUAAUUCCGAUUGAUCAUGGCCUUUGUCUGCCGGAAACAUUGGAGGAUCCAUACUUUGAGUGGAUUCAUUGGCCUCAGGCUUCAAUUCCAUUCUCAGAUGAUGAGCUUGACUAUAUACGGAACCUUGAUCCUACAAGGGAUAGUGAUAUGCUGCGGAUGGAGCUCCCCAUGAUUCGAGAGGCUUGUCUCCGGGUUUUGGUUCUCUGCACAAUUUUUUUGAAGGGAGCUGCUGAGUGUGGUCUCUGUCUUGCCGAAAUUGGUGAGAUGAUGAGUCGGGAAUUUCGAGCCGGCGAGGAGGAACCUAGUGAGCUUGAGGUUGUAUGUAUUGAGGCAAGGGGGCUGAUUGCAGAUAGGGAGUUGUUAUCCCCCAGGCCAGAUUUGGAAGAUGAGGAGUUUCAAUUUGAUGUUGACUGUGAUGAAGUGGGAGUUGACUUCACCCCAAAAAUAGCUGCAGAUGAUUAUAUGUCAAGGGUACCAUUUCAUUUUGGAAAUGGUCGUUUACUUACAAAGCUGGAGGAAAGCAUUGAGGAGGAAGAAGAGAGUGGAGAGGAAGAAGAAGAAGCAGCAGCUGGGAAAGAGGGUUUUUCAAGUCUGCUUGUUCCUGAAAGGUUCCCGGCUGUUUCAAAACUGUCAAUGUCAUUGAGGACUACAAGUUUAGUUGACAAGAAUGUGAAAUAUCAGAAGUGCUCGGGAGCAAAACCUGAAAAUGGCAGUCUCUCAGGCACAUCAUCUGGGCAUAGGAGUGCGAAUGAGCAACUUGCUGCGAGCACGUGCUUUGUGAAACUUGCAGAUAUGAAUGAUGAGGAGUGGAUACUGUUUCUAGAGAAAUUUCAGGAGCUGUUACGCCCUGCAUUUGCCAAAAGGAAAUCAGUGACCAUAGGUCAGAGGCAGAGGCUGAGACUAGGUACUUCUUGCCAGUUUUGAAGUUGAGAAUCUGGUAUAUUAGUGAAGAGAGGACUGAAGGUGAAAAAUACGGUAUUUAGGUUUAUUAUUGCGGAUGAAUGGUUGUUACUUAGUCUAGUCUAGGUUUGGUCAUGGGUUUUCUCACAGGUGGUGUGGUAGUAGGGAGCAACAGUAGGAGGAAGUGAUGUAAAUAUUUUUGGCAUCCAAGUCAGCUAGGGGAAGAGCUGAGUAGAAUUGUUUGGUUUUCUUCAUUUUUUUUCAGCCUUUUUUUUUUGAAUUUUGUUAAUCUCAUGGACUUGUUUGAUAAAUAAUAUGUAGAAUCAGAUCCUUUAUAGAAAAGAAAAAAAAAAGAAGCAAUGGAAGUUAAUGUAAAUGUUGACCUCUCAGGUUUCUUGAGCA